Molecule: messenger RNA, 3909 nt
Organism: Salpingoeca rosetta
Lineage: Eukaryota; Choanoflagellata; Craspedida; Salpingoecidae
Product: TKL protein kinase
Exons: 5
Coding region: 1-3909 (1302 amino acids)
Biological process (GO): protein phosphorylation
Molecular function (GO): protein kinase activity; ATP binding; protein binding
Source: RefSeq, a predicted model, not a curated record
AUGUCCCAAACGCACGCACUGGACAAUGCCUUUACCGCAGGCCUUGCAUGUUCAGCAGAGAACGCUGCGCAGUGGAUUCCCACUGGCUGUGCCAAAGACUUGUACAUCUGCCACGACGCCCGAGUUGCCCUUGAGGUCGUCACGGAGGCAAUUCUCUUGACCACAAGGAGCGAAGAGGAAACGCAGGAGGAGAAUUCGCAGGAGGAGGUGGUUGCAGACCACAACGGCGACAAGCUCCCCAUGCAUGCGCACUUGCAUGCGUUGCAGCGCGUCAUCAACGCCCACUGCCAACAACAACAACACCAACAACACCAGCAGCAGCAAGGAGGGCAAGGAGAAGACACCGACGACAACAGCAGCGCCAUCCACAAGGCUGUCGCACGAGCUGCUCUUCCGCUGCAACAUGCCUCGCCUUUCCCUCUCCUUACCCAGCAGUAUCAGCGUCAACAACAACAGCAGCGGCGGCGGAGAGACGUUGUGGCAGAAGCAGAGCCCCCCGCGGACUUUGUCUUUGACCGCUGCACCGCUUCAGCGAUCAUCAAAGGCAAUUGCACGGUGCCCGCUUCUGAAGACACCAUCGCUGGCGGCACGUUGACCAUUGCAUUUGAUGCACCAAACGACGCCACAGCCCUGCUGGAGGAGAUCGAACCCAGCUCGGAAGCUGCCACUGCCGCAGCUCAACUCUGCAACUCAUUGCAGCCGCGUGCCUUGGUUAUCGCGGGCACCGUGCACAACACCGAUUUGGAAUGGGUACUGAGCCACACACAGUGCACAACAGUCCAGCGUGUGAACGUCACAGGCCUGCUUGGGCUAGAAUUCUUCUGCAAUGCCUUCAACCCGCUGAUGAGUAUUCUAAAAAUCGAGAUCCGUGAUAGCAAGACGAUACGCCUCAUGGAACGCGAGAACAAUACGCAGCCGCAUUUCGUGUUGGCACACCAGGUCACCCGCUUCACGCUGGAGGGCACGCGCGUGCGGACAGUGGACCCCAGCUUGUUGAACGCCAUGCACAAGCUCGUGCACCUGCGUAUUCGCAACAGCCAACUGACAGAGCUUUCGCCCGACAUGUUCUUGAACCUGAGCUCUCUGCAAGUCCUCAAUUUGAGACGCAACCUCAUUUCAUCAAUUCGCGAGCGUGCUUUUGACUCAUUGACGUCACUUCGCAGCUUGAGCCUUGGCCAUAAUGACCUCACCGCCUUGCCAGAGGCACUGUUCCGCCGAACAACCAACCUGAGGGUUCUCGUGCUCCAAAUCAAUCAGCUCAGCACGCUGCCACCACAACUACUGGCAUCUUUAACACGACUUGAGAGGUUGUUAUGCAGCCACAAUGUCCUGAGCUCCCUUCCAGCGAAGUUGUUCAAGGCAACCUCAGCAUUGAAAUUCUUGUUCUUGGAUUGGAACAGACUGGCACGACUUCCAAGCGGCGUGUUCUCGCCUCUGACAAACCUUCGCGAGCUCAGAAUCAGAAACAACGUGCUCACCGAGGUCAAUCAGGCAUGGUUCGCGCCGCUGCAUCCAGAACUGACGCGCCUUUGGCUGACCAACAACCUCAUCACGCGUAUCAGCAACAUGCCUUCUCUGGAGCGCCUAUCUCUCGGCAACAACAAGCUCACAGUGUUUCCCCGUCGAUCGUUUCCGCGCCUCUUAUCCCUGCGCCUGGACAACAAUCCACUUGAGCAGGUUCCAGACGUGACGGGCCUCACUCAGUUGCAGGAGCUUCGCUUCAACAAUCACAAGAUGACCAACAUUGACAUGACCGGCAUCCUUCAGCUGCAAGAGUUGUGGUGGCUUGAGCUCACUGCCCACGCAAGCGUGAAAGAUGCAACCCUGGACAUUGGUUCUCCGAGAGGCAGUGGUGGCGGCCGUGGGGCAGGGAGAUCACAACUCAAAUGGAGACGUGUAGAUGCACGCAACAUCAACUUGCAGCCCUUUUUUGGAUUGGAUCGGUCGACACGCCUUCAGCUGACAACCCUUUAUCUCGGAUGGCCGGGCAUGAACAACCACGCUGUCCAGCUCAACACCCUGUGCAGCGUUCUUGCCCCUUCAGUUGAAAGUUUCGGGCUGGAGAACACGGCCUACACGCAUAUUGAGCUGUGCGAAGGACACACGUUUGACAACGUUUUCCUCACACGCAACACUCACCUUCAGUCCGUGGCGCUCUACUCUCCGGUCCAAGUCCUCAAUGUCUCUGGCUGCGCAAGCUUGGAAGACUUGCGUGCUCCCUCCAUUCAAGUGUUCGAUUUGAGCCACACGCGUCUUUCCAAUACGCGUCAGCUCUGCCGAGACUGGGGUUCUCUGACGGUUGUGGCACGCAAUUGGCAGCUGCCAGAGAUGGAAAGACUGGACAAAGCUCAGCGACUUUUGUUGCAGUGUCUCGCCUUCAGUGAGGUUGAAUUGUUGGACCUGAGCCAUAACCUGUGGAUUUCACACUUAACGCGAAUCAGCACGGCAAUCUCCAGGGUUGUUGUCUCCAACACCCGCGCCGUCUACACGACAGAUCAACGUGUGCGUAUCCCAGCUCGUGAGAAGAUGCCUUCCCUGGCAUUGAUUGGCUCGCCUGUGACAUGUCAGGUCAAGGCAGAGACAAUUCGCACCUUGCACUUCCGCACUGUAUCAUACGAGCUGGGAUUCGGCCUCGAUUGUUUGUGCUCGAAUGGAUAUGAACUGCGUGGCUCAGAGUGCAAGGAGCAAGGAUCUGACCACCUCGCCGUUGCGUUGGGCACUGUUGCCGGUGUCUUGGCGCUGCAAGGCGUGCUGUUUGCGCUGUUCCGCUGGUAUCGCCGGCACAAGCAGUUGCGCGCCGAGCACGCCCUCAACAUGCAGCUGCUCUCCGAGAAGGACGCGGAGGUGCUGGCGCUCAAGGCAGUGUGGGACAUUCCGUUUGAGGAGCUUGACCUGUACCGCGAGCUGGACAGUGGUGCGAGCGGCGACGUGUGGGAGGGCGAGUGGGACUCGGUGCAUGUGGCGGUGAAGGUGCUGAAGCUGGGCAACGUGUUCCUGGACGCUGCGACGCAGCAGGAGUUUGAGAAGGAGGUGGCGUUCUUGCAGCGCACGCGGCACCCGCACCUGGUUCGCUUCUUUGGCGCUGGCACAAACCCGGUGACUGGCGCGCCAUUUCUGGUGCUGGAGUUUAUGGCGCUCGGAUCCUUGCGCCAGCUGCUGCAGCGCAACCUACGAAAGGUGUUGGCAGAGACCAACAGCACCAGCGCUUCCACAAGCGCAGAAACUGCUGCACCGACAAGUGAGGACUUGGAUGACUACACAGUCGUGUCAUCAACCAGGCACUCGGUGCAGCCUGGUCUCUUGACUGUGUGGGCGCUGAAAAAACGCCUCGCUGCGGACAUUGCAUCUGGCAUGGCGUUUAUCCACAGCCUCGGCAAACUCCACAGAGAUCUGAAGAGCGGCAAUGUGCUGGUGUCGGCGAACCUGCGGGCAAAGAUCACGGACUUUGGAACCGCUAUGCUGCUUGCGGCGGCGGCUGAUGGUGCUGCUGUGAAUGACGAUGUUGCGUACGACGAGGAGGUGGCUGGCAUGACGAUGAGCAUGACCAUGACAGCCGCUGUUGGCACGCCGCUGUACACUGCGCCAGAGGCGCUGACGGGGACAGCGUACGACACCAAGGCCGACGUGUUCAGCUUUGGGGUUGUGCUGUGGGAGAUUGUGACGCAGCGGAAACCCGACUUGAUCAAGCAAGAGUUUGGGGACGGGUUCUGCGGCCCGAUGCUGUCCACCCUCGCAUCCUUGCUUGCAUCCGGCAAGCGGCUCCGCUUCCCUCCAUCUUCAGGCAAUGAGGAAGCGGCGGAAGUGCUGUUGCGCAACCUGGCGCAAGAAUGUAUGGCACAGGAGGCCAGGGAGCGCCCCACCUUCCAGCAGCUGAAGGAAAAGCUGCUCGCAGCUCUACCCGGCUCUUAG